Molecule: messenger RNA, 2776 nt
Organism: Haliotis rufescens (red abalone)
Lineage: Eukaryota; Metazoa; Mollusca; Gastropoda; Lepetellida; Haliotidae
Product: monocarboxylate transporter 5-like
Exons: 6
Coding region: 641-1651 (336 amino acids)
Biological process (GO): monocarboxylic acid transport; transmembrane transport
Molecular function (GO): monocarboxylic acid transmembrane transporter activity
Source: RefSeq, a predicted model, not a curated record
AAUAACACAUGCACUACCCCAACAGUAAACUGAGCCACGACCGUGACCUGCGUGAAGGAGUGUGGUGCACAGUCAUUUCAAUGCUAGGGAAGCACAAUGACCAAAUGGGCUGUCGCUAUAUACCGACUGGCUGUGUCUAUGCCGGCUCACCAUACACAUUGACUGUUUUGUGUGCAUGUGGAAUACACUGAGAUACUGAAAAGAUGGGGUAUACAAGCGACAUUGACCAUGGGUACGCCUGGGUGGCACUGAUGGCCACCUUCAGCAUCCAAUUCAUAAUUGGAGUCAUCUCGUACUCGACAGGGGUAAUAAAUAUUGCCAUAAUGGAAGAAGUGGAAGACGAUAUUACGAAAACUUCAUGGAUUGGUUCAACUCUUUUCGGGACAUACACUUUACUUGGUCCCAUUGCUGGAGUCGUUCAACAGAAGGUUGGUGCCAGGAUCACAGCUAUGGCAGGGGGCCUUCUGAUGCUUCUGGGAAUGUCUAUAGCCUCAUUCUGCCAAACUGUCAUUAGCCUCUUACUCACAUAUGGACUUAUCGCAGGUGUGGGGUUAGGGCUUGGUGCUAAUGUGAUCGGAGUUAUACCAGGGCAGUACUUCCGGAAACGAAGGCCUGCUGCUUAUGGAAUCUGUAUGGCAGGAUGUGGAGCUUGCUUGUUUGUGGGGGUCCACUCAGUCAAUACCUUCUCCACUACUAUAAACUUCACGGAACACUAUUGAUAAUGGGCGGCAUUGGUUUCAAUAUGUGUGUGGCUGGUGCAUUAUUGAGACCAGUGAAUCCAAUUGGAACAUGCCGAUUAGAAGACGUGGAAGAGCUGGAAACACAAAAAUGCAUAGUCCUGAAGACCUCUGAAAAUGAUGACCAAAUGGCAACCUCCCAGAUUGACGAAAGGUCGUUUUGUUUGGUAAAAGAUGUUCAAAUGAGGGAUAUGGAGGCGAUUGAGUGUUCUCAAGAACAACCAAACGUUACAACACAAUUAGAUGAAAUGGAUUCCAUAAAUGAAACUAAACACGUUCAGAGAUUGAUAUGUUACAAUUGGUCUCGGUUUUGUAAAAGAUUUCACAUAUUUAGACACUUUCCCUUUUGGAUGUAUAGCUUGAGCAUUAUGCUAUGGAGUUUAGGUGAAGCUGCCUGGAUAUUCCAUCUGCCUAACUACGCUGAACAGAAAGGGCGCUCUCCAGCGGAGGCUGCAAGUCUCCUGACUGCUAUGGGAGCAGGGAGCAUGUUUUCACGGGUAUUUGCAGGAAUAGCAGCCUCAGACUCCAACAUAGAUGCCGUGGUGCUACAAAUGGGACUAUCGGGUUUGGCAGGAAUAAUAUCUUUCUUGUUUACUGUUGGCCCUUUUACAUACGGUUCACUACUUGCUCGUAGCUACUUUUAUGGGACAUACAGUCAAGGCAUCAAUUCUCUCAUCGGACCAAUCAUCAUAAAUCUGCUUGGUUUGCCCCACGUUGCUGUUGCAUAUGGAAUCUUGUGUUUCUUCUGCGGGCUUGGUCAUUUAUUAGGACCUCCUAUAGCAAGCACAUUGUACAAAAGAAGUGGAAUAUACGAGUACACAUAUGUUUUUGCAGGAGCAUGCUUGAUCCUUGGCUCGAUAUCAACUGCAUUAACAAAUAUACGUAGAUUGAAAAAAUCUAUGCAAUAUAAAUAGAAAGGGGGUGGGGUAAGAGAUGGGUGUCGUGAUAGAUGUCGGGAGGGUAUUCGGGUGCCGCGGUAGGUGUCUGGGUGAGGGUCGGGAUCAGAUCAAUAGAGAACUUUCACAAACGAUCCCCAACUGAUGUAACUACUCAAACUCAUGGUCUCUGGACAGUGAGUGAGUGAGUGAGUGAGUGAGUGAGUUUUUACGCCGCUUUUAGCAAAUUUGAUAUUCCAGCAAUAUCACGGCGGGGGACACCAGAAAUGAGCUUCACACAUUGUACCCAUGUCGGGAAUCGAACCCGGGUCUUCGGCGUGACGAGCGAACGCUUUAACCACUAGGCUAUCCCACCGCCCUCUCUGGACAGUGAAAGCAGUGAUCGACAAGACUAAACUCGCCUAUGUCGGUAGACUCUGUAGAUGUAAAGCAGAUUAUUUUGUUAAAACCCUAUUUUCCAUUAGACUAGGACAGUACCUAAACAAAUGUGUUUCAGAUACAUCUGUCCAUGAUCUACUAGGCAUUACAAAGAAGUACCAGCUCUUCCAUUUCAUAGAAACGUAUCUCACUGAAGUGCAUUUCCCACCGAAGACAACAUGGAAAGGAAUCGUUAAUAACACGGUAGCUCGACUUGAAAGACAGAAAUGGAUAGAAAAGGUGUCUACUCGCCAAGAUCUGAAACGUUUCCAUAUGAUACAUGAAGGACUGGCUCCACACAGAUUGUGGAAUAUGUGUGACCUUUACAACAUGAAUAGCAGGAGCCAAUAUAUGCCCUAGUUAAACUAGGUAUUUUACCCAUAACAACUGGCAUAUAUAUGAUGUUUGAACAGGAAUGUAACGAUGUUGUACUGCACCAGUUAAUAAACUGUGACAGUCUGGUGCAAGAAGGACAUAACCUUUAUGAGAAACUGUUUGAUUUACUGUGCUGUAACCAAUAUCUUAAAAUAGAAGAUUGUACAGACAACGAAGUGAGAGUUGUGACACUACCUGGUGGCAUUACGCAUCUUGUAUCAUCUUCAGAUGACACUCGAUACAUGGGCAGGAAUAAGCUCAGGGCAGCUGACGUCUAUUCUCUAUUUGUAACCUGACUAUAUACAUAUCUGUUAUCGUGCAUGUGCAUACUGAUUAAUUAAUUUCCAUGUU